Molecule: messenger RNA, 960 nt
Organism: Daphnia carinata
Lineage: Eukaryota; Metazoa; Arthropoda; Branchiopoda; Diplostraca; Daphniidae
Gene: Vps24
Product: charged multivesicular body protein 3-like
Exons: 6
Coding region: 118-768 (216 amino acids)
Biological process (GO): protein transport; endosome transport via multivesicular body sorting pathway; late endosome to vacuole transport
Cellular component (GO): multivesicular body; ESCRT III complex
Source: RefSeq, a predicted model, not a curated record
ACUGUUUUGGACCUUGUUUCCUUGUUUCCAUUGGCCUCUCUGUCAAACCAUAAACUUUUGGUUAGUUAUUCGUUGCCUUAUAGUUACGUCAAAGAAAAUUGUUUAUCAAACGAAAUCAUGGGAUUGUUUGGGAAAACGCCAGAAGCUAACCCAAAAGACAAGGUGAACGAGUGGUGUAGCAAACUUCGAAAGGAGAGCUCCCAAUUAGACCGUCAAAUUCGCGGUAUUCAGAGGGAAGAAGAAAAGGUAAAGAGAAGUAUGAAGGAAGCUGCCAAAAAAGGGGAUAGAGAUGUCUGCAUAAUACUUGCCAAAGAAAUCGUUCAUUCAAGGAAGGCCAUUUCAAAAAUCUAUACAUCCAAGGCUCACAUAAAUUCUAUAUCAAUGCAGAUGAAAAAUCAAUUAGCAACCCUACGAAUUGCUGGAGCACUUCAGAGGUCCACAGAAGUAAUGAAAGCCAUGCAGCAACUGAUAAAAAUACCAGAGGUUGCAGCCACUAUGAGAGACCUUUCAAAGGAGAUGAUGAAGGCUGGUAUUAUUGAGGAAAUGCUAGAAGAUACCUUGGAAGGCCUUGAGGACACUGAGGAGCUUGAAGAAGCUGCUCAGCAAGAAGUUGAUAAGGUUUUGUGGGAAAUAACAGCCGGUCAGUUAGGGAAAGCUCCGGCUGCUGUUACCGACUCUCUUCCUGUUCCGGAAGCCGUUGCGUCUACAGCAGAUGACGAAGAGGAUUUGGGAGAAAUGCAAUCCCGUCUACAAGCCCUGAAAAGCUGAAAACUUUAAAAAUACGUUUAAUAGAUUCGGUCAUCGUUUAAAUUUUAAAGCUAAUCAUAUUGAGAUAACCCUAGUUCCAUUUCAUUACGUGGGGCCCUGAGUAUUACGUAAAUUGGCAACUAGGACGUUACACGCUGUACAAAUUCUACAUACUAUAAGCUCUUAUUAUAUGAUUACAUUUGUUCAAACGUA